Molecule: messenger RNA, 2136 nt
Organism: Didymodactylos carnosus
Lineage: Eukaryota; Metazoa; Rotifera; Eurotatoria; Philodinida; Philodinidae
Source: the annotation of a GenBank genome assembly
AUGUUAACUGCAUCACAAGACAUUGACAAUUUCAUCGAACGUCAACGGCUGAAACUCAAUGCUGAUCGUUCUGGCCGACCUCCAAAUGUUAAAAAUAACGUAAAUGUUCGCAACCAGUUAGAUGCCAAAGUCACAAGAAUUCAUGAUGAUUCACCAGCGCAGCGACAUCCACAGCACGCUUCUAUUUCCUAUCAACAACCUCCUCUCCCCCCACCACCACCACCAAUUGACCAAUCAUUUGAAUCAUUUUCUCACCAUUCACCAAGUGAUCAAAAUGAUAUAACAUUUUUUGAGAGAUUUGGCACGUAUGAUGAACGCCGUUCACAAUUAAAACAAGAUUUAAAACGUGAAUAUAACGAUUUUUUACGCUCAAAAAAAAGUAAAAGUACAACACAAUUAAAUCGUGAAACUCAAAAUGGAAACACCACAACACGUGACAAUCGAAAACGUGUUCAAUUUAAUCAACGAACAAUUAGCACGAAGGACAACGAUACGGGGGUGGUCGCUCCAUGGGAGAAAGAUGAACGCUCGAGAAGCAUACAAAAUGUUCAAAGUAUGAAUGACCUAUCGACAUUUGAAUCAAAUUCAAAUAUGAGACAUCCAAGGUCACACAAUACGACGACGGAUUAUUCAGUGUUAACUGAUGAACAAUAUAUUAGAGACAGAGAAGCGUACGUUUUAGAAUUACAUUCACAAAUAAGAGAAUUAGAAGGACGAAAACAACAGCUUGAAUCAGGUAUGAUGUCUGGUGGUGGCGGUCCCGGUUAUGUCGAAGAUCUUAGUGCACUGAAUACAUUACUUGCACAACGUCUUAGCCAACGAAAUGCCAUUGAUUUAGACCUCGCGCGAAUUCUUAAUCGCCCAGCUGUUUCUAGUAAUCCUCAGUUAGGUGAGAUACUAAUCAGUCCUCGUGGAGUUGGUGAUCAACACACACGUUCACAAUAUGCAAAUAAUAAUCGAGAUAGACAGCAACAACAACAACAGCAGCAAUACACUGGUCGUCAGUACGAGCAUAGGAAGAACAGGGGUCAAACACAGCAAAAUAACAGUUAUGAACAACAAAGUACUGGCUUUCAAAUUGGUCGAGAUGACGAUAAAGAUGCUGAACAAACGAAUAAAAAACGUUACCAACAAGAGUUACAACAACAAAUUCGUGAAGUUCAAAUGAGAAAAAUGAAAGAAAAAGUCGAUAAAGAUGAGUAUGAUCGUAAAUUAGAAGUGGAUAUUCAAACGUAUAAUUAUUUUGGACGAGGUGGUGGCGGAGCGCCCAUGAGAGAUAAAGAUGGAAAUGUUGUUGCUAAUUUAGCUGAAUUAAAUUCAAAGCCGCCUCAAACAUCAUCACGGCAGCCACCUCCUUCGCAGCAUCCUCAAUUUCAACAAGAUGAUAAAAACUAUCAACCUGGCACUAGUUCAAUUCAUAAUGCACCAUUUUACAACGGUGAACAAACGGGACAAAUCUCAGUACGACCAGAAUCACCGAAUUAUGCCAGAGGUGGUAAUGGUAUAUUUGGUAAUGCUAAAACAGACUCACAAAAAAAUCAAGAGGAAAAGUAUAAACAAGAUUUAAAACGACAAAUUGAAGAUAAACGUCAACGUGCAAUUGAUGAAAAAAAUAAAAUAAGAGCUGAAGAAGAAAGAGAAAUCGGACGCUUGCAAGAACAACAAAAUAGAAUUCAAGAAGAAUAUGAAGCUGAGAUGUUAAAGAAAAAAGAGAAAGAAGAGCAAGCAAACAGAGCUCAGGAACAGCUACAUGAACAACUCGAAAGACAAAAACAAGAAGAUAGUUUAAUAAAACGAACGGAUUUGAGAAAACGACGAGAUAAUGCACCACCACCAAGUCACGAUAAUAAUGAAAAUAAUAAUCAGAGUGGUGGCGGUGACAACCAAGAAACAAAUUUUGAUGAGGAUCAUCAUCAACAACGAAGUUCAUCACCACCUGUUCCAGCAUUGAUGAAACAAGGAACAGGCGGAUCAAGAAGAACAUUAAAAAACCAACGUCGAUCACCUGUUGAACAACUUGAAUUGAAUAAUAAUGAUAUGAAUGAAAAUAUGAACGGUGAUGGUGGUGGUGAUAGUGCUGGAAGUAGAAAAACAUACAGAAAGCCACCAACACCGAGACAACCAGGUAAGUCGUAG